AUGACGCGCGAGCUGCGCGGCGAACGCUUCUACCCGACGCAGACGGAGACGAAGCAGCUGCGUGUGCGCGUGUAUCACACGUACGUGCCGCCAGUGGAAGCCUCCGAGGACACGCAGGCGACGCCCGGACGGUGGACGCUGCGGAUUGAAGGUGUCGACGCGUCGGCUGGAGAGCCUACGGUCGUGAAAUUCUCGAGUUACUUCCGGAAGGCGUCGAUCGAGUUGGAUCCGCAUCUGUACUCGGACCACGUUGUCGAGUGGACGAGUUUUCAGAAGGCCAGUCACGAGGUGGACGGGCUCGAGGUGUCCCGUAAUGGCAGCAUGGCGCACACGGUCAAGAUUAAGCUGCUGGCAGCGCAAACGCCCGAGAGGUUCUCGAUCUCGCCCGAGCUGGAAGCAGCGAUUGGUCAGUACCUGGGUCCUGCCAAAGCCUACACCAAGCAAGACAUCGUGCUGGCGAUGUGGGAGUACAUCAAGUUACGCAACCUCAUCAAGGAGGACGACUGCCGGGUGGUUGUGUGCGAGGACAGACUCGUGCAGGUGCUUAACUGCAUUUCUCUGCCUUUCACGUCCAUCGUGGUAGCGCUCAAGCAGCACCUCACCCCGAUCAGUGCCAUCGAUCUCGAGUACACGCUAAGCCUCUCGACAGCGUGCGAGUCCGAGCUGCUGGACGAGAAGUUCUUCGAUGUGUCUGUUGCGGCGACGUCGGAUCUGGAUAGGACGCGGGCUCGUGCGCUGAAGGAGUGUGAGGAACUGCAGCAGGACCAGAAAAAAGAGCUUGCGUUGCUACAGGCUCAAGAGUUGGAUAUCCUUGAGCGCUUGCAGACGUACACCAGGAAGAAAAACUGGAUGGCGCAGUUCGCGCACGAUCCUUGCGGGUUUAUGGCCGACGUCAAGAAGUCGCAAUUGGCAGACGAGCAGAUUCUAGCGGCGGAGACUGAGCUGGAUGAAUUCAAUGUUCCUCAUCCCCAACAGUUCACGCAGCCCUGGGUUCGCGAGGUGGUAGGCGAGCUACUCACACGUCCAACUAACUGA
Molecule: messenger RNA, 1035 nt
Organism: Phytophthora sojae
Lineage: Eukaryota; Oomycota; Peronosporomycetes; Peronosporales; Peronosporaceae
Exons: 5
Coding region: 1-1035 (344 amino acids)
Biological process (GO): regulation of transcription by RNA polymerase II
Cellular component (GO): nucleus; SWI/SNF complex
Source: RefSeq, a predicted model, not a curated record